Molecule: messenger RNA, 306 nt
Organism: Megalopta genalis
Lineage: Eukaryota; Metazoa; Arthropoda; Insecta; Hymenoptera; Halictidae
Source: RefSeq, a predicted model, not a curated record
CGCGAGCGAUUCAUUAAAAAAGCGGCUGAUAAGGAGGAGGAAGAAGACAAAGCGAAGCGGAAAGAACAGCGAAAGGAGCGUAAAGACAAGGAAAGGAAAAAGAGGAAGGACGAGGACGAUGGUGAAGGCGAAUGGGAGACUGUGAAGGGGGGUGUAGCCAUCGCAUCCGAGAAGCCAAAAAUGUUCGCUAAAGAUGCUGAGAUCAACGUGGCUGCUGUUUUGAAGAAGCUGUCUGAAAUCAUUGCUGCUCGUGGUAAAAAGCGCACAGACAGACGGGAACAGAUAGAGCUGUUGCACGAGUUGCAA